AUGAGUUAUGAAGAUAAAACUUUUUCGUUCAGCGGUCAAAGAAAAGAGAAAGGAGUUUCUGCUUAUAAAGAAGAAUUAAUAAAAUGCGAAUCGAGUGAAAAAUGUGAAUAUAAAACAAAAAUCAAAGUAAAGAUAGGAAAUAAUCAAAGGAUAUUAUUAUUAUUAAGACAUAUGAAUGAAGAAUAUUAUUUAAUAUUACAUCAGCAUAAAUUAAUAAUAGGUUAUCCUAUGACGUAUAGAAAGAUAGCACCAGAAAAAUCUACAUAUCAUUAUAAGGCAUUUUAUGAAAAAGGUGAUGAUACAUAUGAAAAUCAGAAUAGAAGAGGUAAAGAUAGAUGUGAAGGAUAUAAAUUUAAUAAUCAAGAUAGAUUAAGUAUACCAACAUUUAAAGAUUUCAAUGAUAAAGGUUUUUCUAUAUGUUGUUCAUGUUUAGAUACACCACCAGCAUUUGAAUCUAAUAGUAAUAUAUAUGGAGGUUUACCAAGAAAUAUGAGAUUACAAUGUAUUAAUGAUAAUGAAAGUAAUAGAAAAUUAUAUAAAGAAAGAAUUGUAGCAGUAAAAAAAAGUAUAAGACAUCUUUUACCAUUUUAUGCUAUAUUUCGUUUUAUGAGUGAUGUGAAAAUAUUUAUUAUAUUUCAUAUAAAUAUAAUAAAAAAAGAAAAAGAUUUUUCAACAUAUUAUAAAUUAUAUGAAGAAAAAAAAAAUAAUUUAAAUAAUAUUAUAUCAUUUAGAUAUGUUUUAGAUGAUACAAGAAAAGAAAUAAAAUUAUUUGAGAAAAAAACAUUUAAUAUAAGUUCUUCUUCAUCUGCUUUUGAUAAUAUUAAUAUACCAAGUAUAUAUAAUAAUUAUUUAUUAUAUCCAUUUUAUCCUGAUGAAUUAUAUAAUAUAAAAUAUGAUACAUUAGAAUAUGGAUGUUCAUAUAAUAAAGCAUUAAAAUUCGAAUGUAUUGAAAAUGAUGAAAAAAAAUGUGAAUAUACAGAUUCCACUUGUCUAAAAAAAUCUAUAUUAAUACCUAUUACAUAUGUAUCUGAUAAAUAUAAUGUUUGUGGAUUAAUAGGUUAUAAUGAUCUAUCUAUAUGGAGAAAUGAAAACUGUUUAGAAAAUAUUAAUUGUAUUAAGAAUACAGUUGAAUCAUAUUUAAAUACAGCUCAAGAAAUUACUAAAGGUAAUGAAGAAAUCGUAACUAAACUGCCUAUAAUUAAUGGAAAAUAUCCUCAUUAUAUUUUUAAAAAAAAAAAUUAUGAUAUAAAAUCGGCAAUUAAUAAAAGAUCUGUUGAAUUCUUUACAGAUACAAAUGUAGAUCAUUAUAUAGCAUAUGAAUAUUAUAAGGAGGAUCGUACAGAAUUUAUAUUAACUAUCAUGAAUGAACAAAAUAAUAAUAAUCAUCAUCAAGAAACUCAAAGUGUAGAAAUGGAAAAGUCAAAAAUAAAAAAUGACCAUUAUAUGACUCAUACAAAUAAUAAUUAUUCUCAUGAUGAUCAUCAUCAUAAUAAUAUACAUAACACAUUUAAUAAUUCUGAAAGAAAUAAUAAUGAUUAUAAUAAUACAUCUUCUUUUUAUUUUGAUAAGAUAUACAAAACAUUUAGCGAUCAUGUAAUAGGAAGUAAUGGAAAUAUUCAGGAUGAAGAAAAAAAAAAUUUAUAUGAUGGAACUGUUUUUUAUAUAGAAACAUUAAAUGAAUUAAGAAUUAUUAAUAUAUUAUUUUCAGAUUCAUGUAAUGAAUUACAUAGUGAUACUUGUGGAGUACUAGUACAUAUAUGGAAUCCAUCUAAAGAAGCUAUCAAAGGUAGAUUAAAAUUACAAUGUUUUAUAAACAAAAAAGAUAAAUAUACUGAUGAAAAAAAUCUUGUUUAUGAACAAGGAGUAUAUCAUUUUUUGUUUUUUUUUAAAGUACCUUUAGAAACAUUUUUAUCAUUCAAAAAUUGUACUGUGCAUGCAUAUGGAGCUUUCCAAUUAUAUGACAUGCAAACUUAUAUUAAUUAUAAAAAAAGUUUCUUUAGAAGAUUUUUUUAUCAUCAACCUAAAGAAAUUAAUGGUAUUGAAUUAUAUGCUCAAGGUAUAAAGAAAUUUAUUUGUUGUCAAGAAGAUAUCCAUAUUUGUGAUAUUAAAAAUAUACCUCAAUGUAAUACAAAAGAAUCUCUUAAUCUAAUAAGUGUAUUUUUUUCUCUACUUAUUCUUUCUCUUAUUAUUCUUAUAUAUUUAACUGGAAAUAAAAAAAAAAAAAAUGAAAACACACAAGAAAAUAUUGGAAGUACACAAAAUGUUUCUCUUAACCAAAACGGACCCCCAUAA
Molecule: messenger RNA, 2292 nt
Organism: Plasmodium adleri (nom. inval.)
Lineage: Eukaryota; Apicomplexa; Aconoidasida; Haemosporida; Plasmodiidae
Product: conserved Plasmodium protein, unknown function
Exons: 1
Coding region: 1-2292 (763 amino acids)
Source: RefSeq, a predicted model, not a curated record